Messenger RNA from Purpureocillium lilacinum, 2142 nucleotides. RefSeq lists its product as uncharacterized. NCBI's taxonomy places the organism in Eukaryota, Fungi, Ascomycota, Sordariomycetes, Hypocreales, Ophiocordycipitaceae. Gene Ontology annotation, biological process: lipid metabolic process. The record is from RefSeq and is a predicted model, not a curated record.
AUGGGUGCGUCAUCAAGAGGCUGCCAGCAAGCGUCUGGAUCGAGUACGCAACUCGCCCAGCACGCCGUCGAGUUCACACAUCAGGCCGAGAAGCUCUCCCUGCGACAACCGACUGGCGAGGCUCCCUCUGUUGCCAUCAAGGCCGAUUUCGUGACGCCUCAGGACCCCGUCAUAGUCGAAUCCGAUGGAAGCCGAUUGCCCGGCGUCCCGCUCCAAGAAGCGCACAGGCUCAAUGUCCUCCGCGAGGAACUCGAGGGCCCGCCCAAGACGGUCGAGAUCAAGCAGGGCGACGAGACCAAAGAGAAGAUAUCCAACACCAAUGCCAAUGGGAGCGAGGAACACAAGGUCGUCCGCAUGCCCAAUGGCCAGGAUGGCGAGUCGCCACAACCGUCGGCGGGCGGGACGUUGAAGCGUUCCAUGCCACCGUCGCACACCCACCCGCUAUUCCCUCCGCUACCGCUAUACGGGCCGCCUUCGCUGCUACGCAAAGUCCAGUGCCUCUUCUUCCGGAUAUCUUCCUUUUUCCUGAGCCUGGCAUUCCUCUGCGUCAUCGUUCUCGGAGCGGUUUUCACUAGCAUACCCCGCGCUACAAACAAAGUGUUCCACAGAUUGACGCUUCGCAAAUUGGACGAAAAGAGGCCCUUUUACGAGGAGGAGAAACGGCGAGCAGAGCUGAGGAAGAAGAAGCAAGACGCGUGGGGGCGGAGGCCAUCUGUGGACGGACUGCAAGGAGAUCAGGAGAGCGCAGCUGACGAGUAUCCCCCGACUGAGGGCGGCAAAGACCCCAUUGUUUGCGACGUUGGAUACUACGCAAGGAGAGUCGGACUGGACGUCGAAGAGUUCAAGGUUCAGACCGAAGAUGGCUUCGUCAUCGAUCUCUGGCACGUGUUCGACCCGAAAGAGUACACGAAGCUGGACGCGACAAGCCGCGAUCACAUGGGCCCAACUGUCUUUCAGGGCUCGACGAAGAAGCUCAAGGACACGGAAAAGAAACCCAAGUUUCCCGUGCUCCUGAUGCACGGGCUUCUGCAGAGCUCCGGGGCCUACUGCUGCAACGACGACGAGUCGCUGGCCUUUUGGCUGUGCAAAUCGGGCUUCGACGUCUGGCUGGGCAACAACCGGUGCGGGUUCAAGCCGCGUCACACUGUUCUCGAGUACGGGGACCCGCGGAUGUGGUGUUGGAACAUUCGACAGAUGGGUGUCUUUGACCUGCCCGCGCUCGCAUCGCGGGUGCUCUCGGAGACGGGCUUCGAGAAGAUUGGCCUGAUAUGCCAUUCGCAAGGCACGACGGAGACGUUUGUGGCGCUCGCCAAGGAGCAGCGGCCAGACUUGGGCGAGAAGCUGACCGUCUUCUGUGCGCUGGCUCCCGCAGCCUACGCAGGCCCCCUGAUCGGCAAGGUAUACUUCAAGUUCAUGCGUCUCAUCUCGCCAGGCAUGUUCAGAAUGGUAUUCGGGAUCCAUUCCUUCAUGCCCAUCAUGAUGCAGAUGCACGAGCUGCUGCACCCGCGCUUCUUCGGAUGGAUGGGCUACAAGGUGUUUUCGUACCUCUUCGACUGGACGGACACGCGGUGGGACCGCGGCCUGCGCGACCGCAUGUUCCAGUUCGCGCCCGUGUAUGUCAGCGCUGAGUCGAUGCGCUGGUGGCUCGGCCGCGAGUGUUUUGCAAAGCACAAGUGCAUCCUCGCGACCAAGGAGACGACCAGAGAGGAAGAAGCCAUGGACGCAUACGAUGACGGCCAGGCUGAGGCGGCAGAUCCGCCCGAAUCCCAGCAAACUGCCGACUCUCAACCUGGCAACGGCGGCACGGCGUGGUACAACGAGCAGGUUCCGCCGUUUGCGCUCUGGGUCUGCGGCAACGAUCAGCUCGUGGACGGCAGAAAGCUGCUCAAGCGGUUCCGCAACGGACGGGAGCCGCACGUCAAGCUCGUGCACAGCAAGGUGGUGGACGAGUACGAGCACCUCGACGUGCUCUGGGCCAUGGACGCGCCGGACCGCAUCUUCACCGAGAUUCGCGAGGUGCUGUGGAAGACGUGCCACGCGCGCCACGCCUGUCGCGUGCCGGUGGGCUGCGAGGCGGUAGAGGCGUGGCGGCGCCCUGAGUCGGGUGUGGAGGGAGAGCCGUCGGCUAGCAAGGAGGGAUAG